Gloeophyllum trabeum ATCC 11539 is the source of this 1364-nucleotide messenger RNA. RefSeq names its product clathrin adaptor, mu subunit. NCBI's taxonomy places the organism in Eukaryota, Fungi, Basidiomycota, Agaricomycetes, Gloeophyllales, Gloeophyllaceae. The transcript is spliced from 11 exons. Gene Ontology annotation, biological process: intracellular protein transport; clathrin-dependent endocytosis. Gene Ontology annotation, cellular component: AP-2 adaptor complex; cytoplasmic vesicle. The record is from RefSeq and is a predicted model, not a curated record. Gene Ontology annotation, molecular function: clathrin-cargo adaptor activity. Bases 12 to 1289 code for a protein of 425 amino acids.
CAGCGACCUCCAUGAUCUCGGCUUUCUUUAUUUUCAACCAGAAGGGAGAGGUCCUCAUUUCUCGUCUGUACCGGACGGACCUGAAACGGUCGAUAGCAGACGUCUUUCGGAUACAAGUUGUGUCGAACAGCGACGUCCGGUCGCCCAUCAUCACUCUCGGCUCGACCAGCUUCUUCCAUGUCCGUGUCAACAAUCUCUACAUCGUCGCGGUGACGAAAUGUAACGCCAAUGCGGCUCUCGUAUUCGAGUUUUGCUACCGCUUCACCUCGAUAGCCAAGUCCUACUUCGGGAAAGUGGACGAGGAGUCUGUCAAGAACAAUUUUGUUCUGAUAUAUGAGCUCAUAGAUGAGAUCGUCGAUUUCGGAUACCCUCAGAACAGCGAGAUUGACACGCUGAAGAGCUACAUCACCACUGAGAGUGUAAUGUCGACAUCAAUCGCACCUGAAGAGUCCUCGAAGAUCACGACACAGGCAACCGGUGCCAUAAGCUGGCGGCGAGGCGACGUCAAGUACAAGAAGAACGAAGCCUUCGUCGACGUUGUCGAGACAGUGAACCUCAGUAUGAGCGCAAAGGGCACAAUCCUGCGCGCGGACGUGGACGGCCACAUCCAGAUGCGCGCCUACCUCUCCGGCACGCCCGAAUGCAAGUUCGGCCUGAACGACAAACUCGUGAUCGACAAGAACGACCGCACGGGCGCGAGCGACGCCGUCGAGCUUGACGACUGCCGGUUCCACCAGUGCGUGCGCCUGAACGAGUUCGACGCCAGCCGCACGAUCAGCUUCGUCCCGCCUGAUGGCGAGUUUGAGCUCAUGAGGUACCGCGCGACGACGAACGUGAAGCUGCCGCUGCGGGUGGUGGCCACCGUCAACGAGAUUGGGACUACGAAGGUUUCAUACGAUAUUACGGUGAAAGCAAAUUUUGGCAAUAAACUAUCGGCAACGAACGUGGUGGUGCGUAUACCUACGCCGCUGAACACCACGAACGUCGAUUGCAAAGUCGCGUCGGGGAAGGCGAAGUACGUCCCCGCGGAGAACGUAGUCAUCUGGAAGAUACCUCGAAUACAAGGCGGACAGGAAUGCACGUUCACCGCCAUGGCUGAGCUGACUAGCACGACGACCCGACAAGUGUGGACCCGGCCACCGAUUGACGUCGACUUCCAGGUGCUGAUGUUCACGGCGUCAGGCCUGAUCGUGCGGUUCUUGAAGGUGUUUGAGAAGAGCAAUUACCAUAGCAUCAAGUGGGUGCGCUAUUUGACGAAGGCGAGCGGGACGUACCAGAUCCGGUACUGAGGGGUCCAGGUGUAUGAUGUAUAUUACUCGACUUAGUUACAAUCCACAUAAUAGUUUCCUUUAAGAUUGUUUUUG